Messenger RNA from Ostreobium quekettii, 1092 nucleotides. The record is from the annotation of a GenBank genome assembly. NCBI's taxonomy places the organism in Eukaryota, Viridiplantae, Chlorophyta, Ulvophyceae, Bryopsidales, Ostreobiaceae.
AUGAUGUCAUUGGAAGACUUUGUGAACUCGCCCCUCGCUGAAGAACUGCUUCACAAUGCGAUGACUUUGCAGCUACUGGGCUUGACCGACAACUCGUACUGGCCAGAGGCAGCAGAGGUGCGGCAUUGUGCGAAGCGUCACCGUUCUGUCCAACAGAGGCUUGUGCCAGUGGCCAAAGGCGUCCUGUCAUCCGUGUUUCAUGUCUCCAUGACGAGCAGGCUGGAUGAGUCGCUGCUGUCAAUGGCGGCCAUGUUGGGAAGGGACCUGCGGAAGCCAGCAUUCAGAGGCAAACCUGCAUAUGUAGAGAUCAAUUCUGAUGGUUCAGUCUACUGGGGGCAGCGGAGCAAAGACCCAAGAGAAAUGACAGAUGCAGAGCUAGCGUACUGGCUAGUGGAGGCUUGGGAUGAUUGGUCAGCGAGCAGGAGAGUGAACAGAUAUGUGGGAAGUAAACCGACCAUGAGGGAUGAGAAUGAAGAAGACAUUGAGGAGGGGCUGAGGGAGACUGCUGCGUUCAAGAAAAGGCUGAAACUGCUGCAGACAGAGUUCCUGCUUCGACGCAGGCAAGGCAUGGGCCAGUCUUUGGGCACACUUCAUCCCAUGAAAUAUGAGGGAAAUACCACAGUGUCUGCCCAAGGGCUGUGGACCACAUACGAGAAUUGUGUAAAGGGAGCGCAAAGCAAGAACAAACUGAGGAAGGUGCGGGCGGUGGCCCAUCUCUCUACGCCCGAUGAGAGAGUGCCCAUGUUCACGAAGCCGGCGAGAGCCAAGAUCCCGCAGAGAAUUUUGGACACGAUUAGGCAGAAGAACUUAAUGGACGCCGAGUUGUUUGAGUGGGGCACCCAACUGUUCGAGAAGCAGCUCUUGGACCUCGAGGAGAGGGGAAUCACGAUGGAAGGCCUGCGGACGUCGUCCAAAAUGGCGCCUCCCCAAGAAUCGUGGCUCGGCUCUUGGUUUGAAAGCAAGACCGCAAAGUUUUUCAUGCCGUCGAUCAUAGCGUGCGUCGUUUUCCUGGGAAUGGUGCCCCUUGGCGUGUGCGUCGGGAUGUUGAGGAGGGUCGUGGGGCGGGACAGGGAUUCGUGGAAAUCGGAAUGA